Messenger RNA from Gracilinanus agilis (Agile Gracile Mouse Opossum), 1179 nucleotides. RefSeq names its product actin binding transcription modulator (gene ABITRAM). Gene Ontology annotation, cellular component: lamellipodium; dendrite; filopodium tip. Gene Ontology annotation, biological process: dendrite morphogenesis; regulation of filopodium assembly; regulation of actin filament polymerization. Gene Ontology annotation, molecular function: actin filament binding; actin monomer binding. The record is from RefSeq and is a predicted model, not a curated record. The transcript has 6 exons. Bases 74 to 619 code for a protein of 181 amino acids. Lineage: Eukaryota; Metazoa; Chordata; Mammalia; Didelphimorphia; Didelphidae.
UACGCGGUGGCUUCUCGGUGGGGCCUCGGGAUCUGAGUCUGGUUCUAGGAGUGUGGAGGAGGCCGAACUCGCCAUGGCAGCUGACGCCGGAGGCGUUUCUCCAGCAGCCCCGUCGCUGGUGGAUCGCUACUUCACCCGCUGGUACAAGGCCGAUGUUAAGGGAAAGCCGUGUGAGGAUCACUGUAUUUUGCAGCACUCUAACAGAAUCUGUGUAAUCACAUUGGCAGAAUCUCAUCCACUUCUUCAAAAUGGAAAAACAAUUAAGAGUAUUAACUACCAAAUUAGUGCCAACUGUAGUCGACUUCAGAACAAAGUUUCUGGGAAGUUUAAACGGGGGGCACAGUUUCUAACAGAACUUGCACCUCUUUGUAGGAUAUCCUGUUCAGAUGGAGAAGAAUAUACUGUGUCAAGCUGUGUGAGAGGACGGUUGAUGGAAGUAAAUGAAAAUAUUCUAGAUAAGCCAUCCAUUUUGCAGGAAAAGCCAUCCACUGAGGGAUAUAUUGCUGUUGUGCUGCCCAAAUUUGAAGAAAGCAAGAGCAUUACUGAGGGAUUAUUGACACAAAAAGAAUAUGAAGAAAUCGUGAUGAAACGAAUUAAUAACAGAUCAGAAACCUCUUGAAGACACAUGAAAUCAAAAGAAACACAUCUAUAUCUGUUAAAGGAACAACCAUUGUAGAGUAUAUGACUCAAGAAAGUAUUGACAGGAACAACCGUCUUUGGACUGUGGGAUGGCUCUCCUUCAGUUCCUGGCCAUUUUAGUAUCGGUGAACUUCGUUGGUCCAUCUUUGAUAUAUAAUACUUAGGUCAUCUCCCCACUCCCCCCCCAAGAUGUUAUCUGCCCAAGUAUAUCUAUUUCUCCCUAGCUCUUCUCAUUAACUCAAACACAACAUAAACAAGUGGGAAGCUGCAAAUACUUUCCCCCAAAUAUUUUGUUCUUAUUUUGGGUUCACUUUGGUGGAACAAAAGACCCUCUUAAGGCCUCCUCUUUCACCAGUUUCACCAGAACGUUUAUAUAAGUUAGUAUACUUUGCCCAAGGACACUUUGACUUCCUAAUCUGAGGAGUAGAGAUUGGGAGUGAGAGAAGGUAGAAACUAGGUGAACCUUUGGAAUGUGUGCUGGAGGGGGCUACUCCCCUCCCUCUCUCCACCAUGCCUGAGGACAUUUUUCAUAUCACCCAC